This is a messenger RNA of Oncorhynchus keta (chum salmon), 8714 nucleotides long. RefSeq names its product rho GTPase-activating protein 30-like. Gene Ontology annotation, molecular function: GTPase activator activity. The record is from RefSeq and is a predicted model, not a curated record. The transcript has 13 exons. Lineage: Eukaryota; Metazoa; Chordata; Actinopteri; Salmoniformes; Salmonidae. The coding region runs from base 3760 to 7905 and encodes 1381 amino acids. Gene Ontology annotation, biological process: small GTPase-mediated signal transduction.
GUUAAAGGUGCACUAUGCAGAAAUCGCUCCGCCAUUUCCUGGUUGCGAAAAUUAUAAUAGUGUGCCUAAUUUCAGUUGGUGACAAAACAAGGAAGUAUAGUGUAGAGAAUCAUUGUACAGUCGUGGCCAAAAGUUUUGAGAAUGACACAAAUAUUAAUUUUCACAAAGUUUGCUGCCUCAGUUUGUAUGAUGGAUGGCAAUUUGCAUAUACACCAGAAUGUUAUGAAGAGUCAUCGGAUGAAUUGCAAUUAAUUUCAAAGUCCCUCUUUGCCAUGCAAAUGAACUGAUUCCCCAGAAAAAAUGUCCACUGCAUUUCAGCCCUGCCACAAAAGGACCAGUUGACAUCAUGUCAGUGAUUCUCUCGUUAACACAGGUGUGAGUGUUGAUGAGGACAAGACUGGAGAUCACUCUGUCAUGCUGAUUGAGUUUGAAUAACAGACUGGAAGCUUCAAAAGGAGGGUGGUGCUUGGAAUCAUUGUUCUUCCUCUCAAGCAUGGUUACCUGCAAGGAAACACGUGCGGUCAUCAUUGCUUUGCACAAAAAGAGCUUCACAGUCAAGGAUAUUGCUGCCAGUAAGAUUGCACCUAAAUCAACCAUUUGUCGGAUCCUCAUGAACUUCAAGGAGAGUGGUUCAAUUGUUGUGAAGAAGGCUUCAGGGAGCCCAAAAAAGUCCAGCAAGCGCCAGGACCGUCUCCUAAAGUUGAUUCAGCUGCGGGAUUGGGGCACCACCAGUACAGAGCUUGCUCAGGAAUGGCAGCAGGCAGGUGUGAGUGCAUCUGCACGCACAGUGAGGUGAAGACUUUUGGAGGAUGGCCUGGUGUCAAGAAGGGCAGCAAAGAUUCCACUUCUCUCCAGGAAAAGCAUCAGGGACAGACUGAUAUUCUGCAAAAGGUACAAGGAUUGGACUGCUGAGGACUGGGGUAAAGUCAUUUUCUCUGAUGAAUCCCCUUUCCAAUUGUUUGGGGCAUCUGGAAAAAAGCUUGUCCGGAGAAGACAAGGUGAGCGCUACCAUCAGUCCUAUGUAAUGCCAACAGUAAAGCAUCCUGAGACCAUUCAUGUGUGGGGUUGCUUCUCAGCCAAGGGAGUGGGCUCACUCACAAUUUUGCCUAAGAACACAGCCAUGAAUAAAGAAUGGUACCAACACAUCCUCCGAGAGUAACUUCUCCCAACCUUCCAGGAACAGUUUGGUGACGAACAAUGUCUUUUCCAGCAUGAUGGAGCACCUUGCCAUAAGGCAAAAGUGAUAACUAAGUGGCUCGGGGAACAAAACAUCGAUAAUUUGGGUGCAUUGCCAGGAAACUCCCCAGACCUUAAUCCCAUGGAGAAUUUGUGGUCAAUCAUCAAGAGGGGCGGGUGGACAAACAAAACCCCACAAAUUGUCAUCUCCCGUCUGGAUUACUGCAACUCGCUGUUGGCUGGGCUCCCUGCCUGUGCCAUUAAACCCCUACAACUCAUCCAGAACGCCGCAGCCCGUUUGGUAUUCAACCUUCCCAAGUUCUCUCACGUCACCCCGCUCCUCCACUGGCUUCCAGUUGAAGCUCGCAUCCGCAACAAGACCAUGGUGCUUGCCUACGGAGCUGUGAGGGGAACGGCACCUCAGUACCUCCAGGCUCUGAUCAGGCCCUACACCCAAACAAGGGCACUGCGUUCAUCCACCUCUGGCCUGCUCGCCUCCCUACCACUGAGGAAGUACAGUUCUCGCUCAGCCCAGUCAAAACUGUUCGCUGCUCUGGCUCCCCAAUGGUGGAACAAACUCCCUCACGACGCCAGGACAGCGGAGUCAAUCACCACCUUCCGGAGACACCUGAAACCCCACCUCUUUAAGGAAUACCUAGGAUAGGAUAAAGUAAUCCUUCUCCCCCCCCUUAAAAGAUUUAGAUGCACUAUUGUAAAGUGGCUGUUCCACUGGAUGUCAUAAGGUGAAUGCACCAAUUUGUAAGUCGCUCUGGAUAAGAGCGUCUGCUAAAUGACUUAAAUGUAAUGUAAAUGUAAAUUCGGACAAACUCCAAGCAUUGAUUUUGCAAGAAUGGGCUGCCAUCAGUCAGGAUGUGGCCCAGAAGUUAAUUGACAGCAUGCCAGGGUGGAUUGCAGAGGUCUUGAAAAAGAAGGGUCAACACUGCAAAUAUUGACUCUUUGCAUCAACUUCAUGUAAUUGUCAAUAAAAGCCUUUGACACUUAUGAAAUGCUUGUAAUUAUACUUCUGUAUUCCAUAGUAACAUUUGACAAAAAUAUCUAAAGACACUGAAGCAGCAAACUUUGUGUAAAUUAAUAUUUGCGUCAUUCUCAAAACAUUUGGCCAUGACUGUACAAUCUAAACCGCUGUGAAAUAUCUUUUCCAUAACCAAAAAUCUUGUAUUUUCAACAGUUUUGAAGCUGGUGUACAACAUCGAAAGUAAAAGACACAAAAAUGGAAGUUAUGAACGAUAAUCAUAGAAGUAGCGCACAUAGAACAGAUAUACCGCUUCUUAGACUUGCGUUAAAUGAGAAUGACAUACCUAUAACUCACAUUUCUAUGUGAGUUUUGUCGUGUCGCCCUGAGUUAGAUAUUGCAGCUUUAAGUUAUUUGUCAACUCAAAACUAGUCAAUAAAAUAUUUAAGUAUAAUUGACUAUACAUGUUCAAUAAGCUUCACAUGUUACAUCUGGAAACUACACUUUUACUGUGUACAUUGUCUAAUCUGACACUACACCAGUACUGUAUGAAGAUGGUAAUCUGAAUCGAAGGUCAUUAGAUACUGUAGAUAUCUAAAUAGAUUAGAGAAAUUGAUAUGAUUGUUAGUUUGAAUGAUUUACUGGUUCGUUGAUUUGCCAGUCAACAGAGGCGGAUAUAAUGGUGGAGAUGUACAGAAAGAGAAUGUGAGAGAAAAGGAGAGACUCAGGAAGUCAACAGGGGAAGUUUAGUGGUUUCUUGCGUCAUUGCUUGCUGCUGCUUGGUUGUGCCUGUGCAGAGUGAAGGUAGGAACAGUCUUAACUCUCUUACACUUUCUUAUUCUUGUUUUUACCUCUAAGUCACCCCGAAACUGGACAAGAGCAGCAGUGACAGUGUGUUAGAUGUGGGAUGGUAGGGGUCAGGGGGAUGGAGAGGUGGGGUCAGGCUCAGAGGCUUUAUGUUCUACAACAGGCCUGCAGUCACAAUGUACAGUUAAAUGGACUUCAGCUGCAGUGAGAGGACCACAAUUGCCACGAGAGGCCGGGAAGAGAGGGUCACAGAACAGCCAAAGACUUGGUUUGGGGUGUCAGGGUGUCCCAUCAGCAUAGAGAGGCUUGAUUGAAUUUGAAGUGUCCCCAGAUCACAGCACUGAGAGGGCGACUGGGAGUAUUGGAGUGAAGGGUGUGGCUUGUUUAUUUUGUGAACAAAAUAUAUUGGAGGAAAGUGAACAGUUAUGUAUGCUGUAGAUUGUGAGUGAUGCACAGUUUGAUUUUAAGUGAUCAUAUUAAGUGUUGUGUUGGUGUAUACAUAUGAUUUUGCUGGUUUCUUACUUUGCAGAGUGCCACAAACACAACGACAUACCGCAUGACCCAGCUGAAUAGCUUAACACAGCUCAGUAUAGCACAGUAAAGUAAUGCACUUCACCCAGUUAAACAUAAAGCACAAUAAAAUCCAAUGAAGAAAACAACACCGCCUAUAAUAUUAACAGCACAUUGUAAAUGUAUAUGAAAUCCACGUUACCAUACAGAAAAUACAUAUAUUAGACAAUCACGCACACACCUAGUUGACAACAGGGCUGAAUGUGAGAGGUUGAGGCAGGAGAAAAGAAGAGAUGCGGAGACUCCGGAGAAAAGGAGGGAACAAUGAGAAGGUGUUUGGCUGUCACCUGUUGGACCACCUGGCUACAAGCUGUCAGGAGAUUCCUCAGGUGCUGCGAAGCUGCAGUGAAUUCAUUGAGAAGCAUGGGGUUGUAGAUGGGAUCUACAGGCUAUCUGGGGUGUCAUCCAACACGCAGAAACUUCGGGGUGAGUUUGACAGUGAGGGAACCCCAGAUCUCAAUAAGGAUGUGUACCUGCAGGACAUUCACUGUGUCAGCUCUCUCUGCAAGGCCUACUUCAGAGAGUUGCCCAAUCCUCUCCUCACAUACCAGCUCUAUGACAAAUAUGCUGAAGCUGUGGCAAUUCAGCUGGAGGACGAGAGGCUGGUGAAGAUCAAGGACGUGCUGAAGGAAUUACCCGCUCCCCAUUACAGAACUCUAGAGUUCCUGAUGCGUCACCUUGUAAAGAUGGCUUCUUAUUCCUCACACACCAACAUGCAUGCCCGGAACCUCGCCAUUGUUUGGGCUCCAAACCUUCUCAGGUCAAAAGACAUUGAGGCGUCAGGGUUUAACGGUACUGCAGCCUUCAUGGAGGUGAGGGUCCAGUCCAUCGUAGUGGAAUUCAUCCUCACCCACGUGCCCCAGCUGUUUUCUGGUUCAGAGAAACGUUUAUUCCCAGCCAUUCCACUCCAGUUAGGCAACAUCAGCCCAGGGGACGGCCCCCCGGCCAUGCGCUCCUAUCACGCCAUCAUCGACGGCACAGACAAGAGGAAGGGAUCUCUCAAGAGCAGGAAGUGGAAGUCCAUCUUCAAUUUAGGAGGCAGACUCCAAGACCCGAGAGGAAGGAACAAGAACUCAACCAAAGAAAAAGAGAGAACUGUCUUAAGGCCAGCCAAGAGCAUGGAUUCCCUGAGCUCAAUGCCCUAUUCGCAUGAAGGUUCCAGACAACGAGCCCCUUCCACUGUCAUAUCCCCCCUGGCUCAGCCCUCUCCCUGUCCCCAAGGUGGUGCGGAUGAAGGGGCAUCCACUAAUGGUAGUGAUGUGGGCAGCGGGUAUGCUGUGACCUUCCGGAGGGGUCAGGGGGCUAGUGUGAGUGUAGUGAGCGGGGGCGGGGGAACCAAGGGCACAUACAGUCGACUGGGCAGUCACUGUAGUGGGGGCAACAGCACUGAGGCUCUGCAACCCCCAUCCAGAUCCCCAGGAAUCUCCAGCAAAGCGGACCGGCGGGCAGGGAUACACAUCUCCGGACCUUUCUCAGUCACCGUCCCCCUUCACAUCACAUCAGGCCUGGCCUUUGGGGUGCUGCAGGGAGGUGGUGCAGAAAGGCGAAACCAUAGCGGAGGAGAGGGGAGCCGAGAUAAGGGAGAGGAGGGUGGGGAGGGUGUGAGACAGGAGGGAGGGGAAAGGGCAAGGCACAUUCGAGUGGCAGUUGUGGGGGAGGACGAGACUGAUGGAGUCAAGAGAAGAGAUCAAGAGGUAUCGGAGGAGAGAAGAGAUAUGGAUGAUAAAGUUGAAGGAAAAGAAGACAGAGGAAAGGAGGAGGAACUGAAUGGGGACUGUGUAUCUAAGCCAUUAGAGGAGAGGGGUGAAGAGGGUGAGGGUGGAGGAGAGGAUAAAGUAAACCAUGAAAACGAUGAAGAGGAGGAUGAAGAGGGAGAACACAUGGAAAUCAAAGGCUCUGUGCAGACUGCCCUGGAUGCCCGAAAUGGUGUCAGAAAUGAGGCAGCUGCCACAGAUGUGCCGUACCCUAUGACAAUGGAGGAGGACGAUGCACAAGUCCAGGACUGUCCACUAGACUUUCAGGAUACUUUUGGAUUCCUGGACCUCAUGGACAGCAGUGCUUCCACCAAGAUGUUCCAGGCGUUCUCAGUAGAGCCUCAUCAUGCGGAAAAUGAGUAUGAGGACGAGCUGGAGCAGAGAUCCCCUGGACUCUCAUAUGACAAACCAGACUCUGUCACACAGCCACCUGUAGACACACAGACACAAAUACAGACAGGCUGCCAAACAGAGACACACACACUGAAGCAGACACAAACUCCCACACACAGACCUCUAAGCUUUGAUCAAUAUGAACGAGCCAACAAGUCAAUGAGUCUACCGUACAUAUCCAGGCCCUUCCUGCCUGCUCGCUGCUCUUCCUCUGAAGAAAAGGAUAAUGACGACGAAGAUGCUGAUUACGACAGAGAAGAUGAGGAGGACAAUGAUGACAUGUUCUGUAAAAGUCUACCAUCUAGUUUGGUGUUCAAUAGACUGACAUGGAGUGGGCCUCAGCCUGACAUGGAGAAUGGUUUGUCCCUCCCUGCUAAGCCCUCACAACAAUUGGACAAUGCUUCUGAUGACAGGUCCAUAGGAAUUGGUCUAUCACAGAGUUCUGAGGCCAGAAUGCCUCCUGAGCAGUUGGACAUUGAUUCCCCUGAUUGCUGUUACCCAUUAGAAGAGGUCUUGAGGCAUAGCAAGGCUGAAGAAGAGAAUAGACUGGAAGCGAUAGACCUGUUGGAGGAUACAAGGCAGGAUCCAGACAACCAGGAGAUUGACCAUGCAGACACACUGACGAAUACAUGCACAGAAAGCACUGUUGUCACUUGUCACUCGGUUGAAACAAGCAUGAUGAAGGAAGAGGAAACACCAGGUGACAUUGAGAGAGGCCUCGCUUCAGCAUCCUCUUCAACUGACUGUGAGGAGGCCUCACUGCAGACCACUGCAGAGGAAGAGGACACUGGAGUUCACCUGCAGCUCAGAGACGAGGAGGACCUGAAGAGUCACUGUGGUGAAGGUGUGAUUUCAGAGGGUUACAAUGGCGAUACCGUGAGCGAAGCCGAGAAAGAAGAUUCACAAGAGCAUUUACUCUCUGCCUGUCGUAUAGUUUCCUGUGCUGAAGAGCCAAAGAACAUACUCAAUGAGCGAUUGGAGGUAGUUUCAGCUGGGGGCGCAAUGGAGCAGCCUGAAAAUAGUGCUGAGAGGGAUAGCGAGGGAAAGAAGGAAGAUGUAGAGGAAGAGAUGGAGGAAAGAGAAGAUAGAAAUGGGGGGGAAUUUAACAAACAAGAAGGAGAGGUAACAAGAAUUGAGACUGAGGAGAGAGAGGUAUUAAAGGAGUUGGAAGAAACAGAAGGGGAGGACUUUGGGGCGAGGGAGCAAAAAGGAAUGAUUGAAGAAGAGGAAAGGGUAGCAGGUGAGGAAGGGGAAGUAGGAGAAGAAGACAUUUAUGAGAUAAUGAGCGUAUUAGCCAGGGAUGACAUGAUGGAAAGUGGAGAUAGGAAGGAUAGGGAAGGGGAGACUGAGGAACGUAAAGUUAUGGAGGAGGUGAUAGAAACCAAAGAGGGAGAGAGUAUCAGAGUACAGCAGAAAGAGAUAGAUAAGGAAGGAGAGAGGAGGGCAAGUGAAGAGAUGAGUGCAAAAGAAGAGACGAAGCGAGAGGUGGAAGGAGUGGAUACCAUGGGAGAGACUGAGGAAGAGGCAGCUGAAGAGGGAAUGAAAAAUAUGUUGAUUAAUAAUGAGGAGCAUAAACAGGACCUAGAGGCCCAGCAUGUUUUAGAGAGAAGAGAAAGAGCUAUAGAUCUGAUGAAGGGUGUUGAGGGAGAUGAGGAGGGAGAUAAAGAGAUGGAAGUGGGAGGUGUCAUCAGGAAUGAAGAAGGAGAUAGUAUACAUGUGGUCCAACAGGAGACAGAGGAACGUGAAUCAACAGGACCAAAUAAGGAGAACCAAGAGAGGGAGAAUGAAGAAGAGACAAAAGACCAACUACAGAUACCAACAAUAAUAGAGGAAAGCGAGGAAGAACUGAAAGAGGUCCAGAUUUACAUCAAAGAAUUGAAUGAAGGACAGAAGGAAGGGAGAGGUAGUAAAGUGGGGUCUGAAAAAGGGGUGGGGAGAUUGCUGGUCAGGUCUAAACAAAAAACACCCCCUAAAGUGUUUCAAGCAAGAUCAGUGCCAAUGGUACCACCCAAGCCACAUCACUGCCGAAUAACUGCACUGAACCUCAGACAAGAGCAGCAGAGGGAGAGAAGAGAGGCAGACCGAGCCAGGGGGAAGGGAAAGGUACACAGGGCUUUGGGACAGCAAGAUAAGGCCAAAGAGAGAAAGAUGGAAGGAAAGCUAGAGCAUGACCAAGUCUGUGAGACAGAACAACAGUGGAAUGAGAAAGGGGAAGAUGAGGGGAGAGGCUAAAGGGAGUGGCAGGCACAGUGGGGAGGGGAGAGGAGGAGAGAUGUGGAAGAGGGGGGAAUGAGAGACAUGAUGAAAAACAGUCAAAUAAGUAUGUGUUUUGAUGAAGCUGUUGAAAUGGAAAUCAAGAGAGGGUGCGAGGAAGAGUGCAGUGAGAGGGAGAAACAGAAAGAUUGAGGAUAUGAAGUCCAAUAAAGAGAAAGAUGUGGACAAAGACGCCAGUAAAUGUUGUAGUCAUCGACUCUGUCUGGACGGUUAGUAUACAACUGAUCAUUUAUAUACAAUAUAUAAAUACAUAAACAUUUAUUUUACAUUUUUAUUAUACUCCCUGUAUAAUUCAGCCUGGGCCAAGAACCGGCCCACUCAGACUCAGGGCAACUCUGAAAACUGAUCCUUCGCACUCUCUCUCUCUCCCUCUGUAAAUGUCCCCCCUUUUUUUGCUGGUUUUAACCUAUUAAUGUAACUUACCAUUUUAACUGUUUGGUUUUAAUCAAUCAGCAAAGAGCUGUCAAUGUACACCAAGUAUGGAAAUCUCAGGUAUCACAUCUCAUGCAUAACCACAAUGGGUAUUGUUAAGAGUGAGCAAGCAAAUGGUGAGAAAGCAAAUGUAAUAACCUCUUAGGAGUUAAUGAGGGCAAUGUGUUGUCAUUUGUGUCAAUUCCAUAAAACAAUGAAUUUUCUGUUUUAUUUGUUUUUGUAAAUACACUUCUUCUGCAAAGAAAAGUGUCCGUCGUAUUUGUAUUUUCAAAAAUAAUUUCACUAGUAGCUAGCAGACAAUAAAAACAGGUAGCUAGGCGUUUAUUACUGAUUUC